UGACCUGGUUAGGUAUGAUAUACUCUGGCAUAAAUUGAAGUAUUCAGGUGUGCCAGGCGAGAUAAUUAAUAUGUUUAAAUAUUGGUAUGAUCACCAAACUAACCAGGUCAAGUGGCUUGAUGAACUUUCUGAUGAGUACAGGUUGGAGUGUGGAGUGAGACAGGGGGGGUUGACGUCUCCUACACUCUUCAACUUGUACGUAAACGGGCUGAUUGAUGGGCUGAGCAACAUCGGAGUGGGAUGCUCGAUUGAUGGUUGCUGUAUCAAUAGUAUAAGCUACGCAGACGAUAUGGUGUUGCUCAGCCCAUCAGUAGCCGCGCUCAGAAAGAUGAUAGGCGUGUGUGAGAAGUAUGCGAAAGUGCACGGUCUCCUAUACAAUGAGCAGAAAAGCGAGCUCAUGGUAUUUCAGGCCAGGGGUCGUAAACUGGGGGAUGUGGCACCUGUACUGCUUAACGCUGUCACUCUUCAAAGAGUGAAGGAAUUUAAAUACCUCGGCCAUGUGGUAACCGAGGAUUUAAAAGACGAUAGGGACAUAGAAAGAGAGAGGAGGGCGAUGGCGGUCCGCUGUAAUAUGUUGGCACGCAGAUUUGCGGGGUGUAGUCUUGGGGUAAAGAUCACGUUGUUUAAAGCAUUCUGCCAAACUCUCUACACCUGCAAUCUGUGGGUCGGAUACACGCAGCGGGCCAUCAACGCUCUCCGUGUACAAUAUAAUAACGCGUUCAGGGUGCUGGUGGGGCUCCCGCGCUGCUGUAGUGCGUCUGCGAUGUUUGCGCACGCGCGCACUGACGCCUUUCACGCGGUGCUGCGGCGCCGCAUUGCCUCGCUGAUGUUCCGUACGCGUGGGAGCGCCAACACCAUCUUGAGCGUGCUCACCCAAAAACUGGAUAGCCCCCUUAUGAGGCACUGGGUUCAAACUCAAGUGUGCGUGGCCGGUGCCUCAAAGGGAGGCAAAUACUUAAGUUAAUUCUAUUGUUGUAAAAAAAAAAA
This is a messenger RNA of Spodoptera litura, 987 nucleotides long. RefSeq lists its product as uncharacterized. The record is from RefSeq and is a predicted model, not a curated record. NCBI's taxonomy places the organism in Eukaryota, Metazoa, Arthropoda, Insecta, Lepidoptera, Noctuidae.